AUGGAGUUAGCCUUUGAAACGGUGGCACAUCUGAGUCUGCGUGAGUUGAUUCUUUCUGAGAACCAACUUCGUCGCCUAGACCCUCGUUUCAGUGAUCUAUUCCACCCGGGCCGUCGCACACCCACAACUGGGCUUGGCGGUCGCGAUGCCUCGCAAUUGGCCUCCACCUCAUGGAUUCUCAGUGGCUGGGGUCUGCUCGACUUGACUCACAACCCAUUGGACUGCGUCUGUGAGAUGGCCUGGCUGGCUGAACUGAUCGAAGCAGAGUAUCAGGAUCAGAUCAGCCUACAGUCAGCCUUCGAGACUGGCCGACGUUCGACACGCAGUCUUGAGGACACCGGAGGGCCUGCAACCACCGUCUUGAGCGGUACUGGUAGCGAUGCGUCAAGCGGCAAUUCGCUAGGCGAUACUGGUCAUGUCCGCCGGAUGUCCGAAUUGAAUUUAACUUGCGCCGGACCACCUGCACUACGAGGCAAGCGGCUGCCUAAAACACGAGGGUUGCUAUGCCCUGCUCCCAUGGUAACCGGUAUCGAAGUCCAGUUAUACCCGACUGAGAUGAAUUUGGCCCAACUUACGUGUGUUGCCAAGGCCCAGACACCGCCGAGGCUCAUGUGGGCCUUUCAAGUUGAAAAUCAGGUGAAUCAUCUCUCUGAUUUCAGUAGUAUCAUCAUGCAAAUGUGA
Molecule: messenger RNA, 681 nt
Organism: Protopolystoma xenopodis
Lineage: Eukaryota; Metazoa; Platyhelminthes; Monogenea; Polystomatidea; Polystomatidae
Source: the annotation of a GenBank genome assembly